Molecule: messenger RNA, 4041 nt
Organism: Guillardia theta CCMP2712
Lineage: Eukaryota; Cryptophyceae; Pyrenomonadales; Geminigeraceae
Exons: 11
Coding region: 1-4041 (1346 amino acids)
Molecular function (GO): protein binding
Source: RefSeq, a predicted model, not a curated record
AUGCUGGUUUGUGUAGUCGACGAGGGAUGGCGGAUGGCGCAAGAGGAGGGACAGGAGGAGGAGACUAUAGGACACCUGAAGGAAAGACUGUGCAAGAGGCUGCCUGACGUGUUUGGAAGUUUGCGGGAGAAAGUGCUGGAGGACAGGUGGGGUAGAGUGGUGGAGGAUGGUAUGACCCUAGCGGAGGCAGCUGGUGGAGCCCGAUACCCCCUGCUGAGACUGAGGAAUAGGAAGGCAGAGGACGAGACAGAGGUUCGGGUGCUUAGAAUGGGAGCAGCAGGAGCAGGAGCAGGAGCAGGAGCAGGAGCAGGAGGAGACAGGGACGUCACUGGCUCCUUUGUCACGGGACCCCGGGAAGAACGAGUGAACGAGAAGAGAAGGAGCAGCAGAGAUAUCUUUGAGAGAAAGUUCGGUCGAGGAGGGAUACACGUCCUGAGGAGGUCUGAGCCAACAAGUCCGACAAUAGCAAAGGAUGCAGCGAUGUCGUCAGAAAUUGUCGAACAGAUGGUAGCUCUGCAGAGUCACGUGAACGGUAUCAACUCUCAGCUGGAUUUGAUGCAUCAGCAUGUCAGUUCUUCAGCGUUGCUGACAGAAAAAGUCAAGCUCCUCGAGCAUCAUAUCAACAACUUCAGAAUAGAAUACCAUACAGUACAUGAAAAACUAUCGCAAGAUGAAAAUGCAAUUUUCGUACUGCAAAACAACGCGAAACAAUUAGAUCUUCGUUUAUCAAGUGUUGAAGAGAAAAUCCUCGACGAGCGCAAGAACGACAAGUUCUCCGUGCUCGACCGCGUUCGGAAACUGGAGCAACUGAUGAAAGAGAGGAUGAAGAGUGAAGAUGAUAAAUCUUCGCAGAAUCUCCUACGCGGUCAGUCGGACAUUUCAGAGCGACUGAGUCAUGUGGAGUCAGAGUUGGCGACAAAGCUCAGACCAUGGUCAUGGGAGAAUCAGCAGCUGGUGGCACCAAGAUCCGAAGUGAACAAAGAGUUGAUCUUGAAAAAGAAAGAAACAGCGAUUCAACAAAGGACAGCUGAGUUGAACAAGGCUGUAGAAGAGAACACUUCCUCAAAGCAUUGGUCCGCAACAGAGGGAGAGGCGCUGGUGGAGACAGGGAUCAUCGGAGGGGACGGGAGGGGAUGGGAGUGCGUAAGCUGGUGGAUGGGGGGGCUGGUCGGAGCGAGCAAGAGCGGGAGGCUGCACGUGUGGAGGGAAGGGGCAGACGGGAGGAUGGAGGUCAUGGCAGAAGAGCAGGGACAUGCAGGGGAAGUCAGCUGCAUAGAGAGCUGGGGAGAGGAGCUGAUCACGGGAGGGGUAGACGGGCGGGUGAAGGACUGGGACGCGAAGGGAGAGCAGGGGCUUGAGGAGAAGCGGGAAGGAGGAUCGGAGGCGAGCGACAUCGGGGCAGUGACGAGGGCGUGCGGGUACGGGAAGCGGGUGUACGGGGCAGUGGCAGGGACGGCAAGGAGAGGGAACAUGAUCGUGGUAUACGAGGCAGGGAAGAAGGGGAGGGUGGGGCGGAUCGGGGGCGGGGAAGGAGGACACAGGUCGUGGAUAUCAGGGAUGGCGACGGUGAUGGGGGGAGAGCUGCUGGUGAGCGUGUCGUACGACGGGUGUGUACGGGUGUGGAGCACGCAGACGGGAGGGGGGAGCUUCUUCUACGAGGCGACGAGGAGCACACGGGCAGGGGCAGGGCUACUGGACGUGGUAGCGCUACCAGGGGUGGAGGAAGGGUCGCAGAGGAUCGCGACGGUAGGAGAGGACGGGAGGGUGAGCAUCUGGGAGAUCGACAAGACGGAAGGGGCGGUGGAGGUAACGCUGGAGGAAGCGGGGAUGCACAACGAGGGAGGGCUGUCAAGCGGGCGGCUUUGCGUGGUACAGGGGGGAGAGGGGAGCGCGUCAGAGACGGUGCUGGUCAGCGUAGGAGACGACGGGUACGGGCAGGUGUGGGAGGUAGGAGGCGGGCUGAGGAGGAAGGGAGGGGCGGCGGUAGCGGGAGACGGGAAGGCGGUGAGCGGGUGCAGCGGAGGAAGGGGAGGGAGGAUAGCGGUCGGGGUCGGGGGGGAGGAGGGAGGAGAGACAGGGGGAGAGAUCAAGAUCUACGAGGACCAGCAUGAAAUUGACUGCGAGGGGAGGAGUAGGAGAGGGCAAGAGGACAAGCUGAGCAGGAGGAGGAGGAGAGGGAGGAUGAGUGAGAAAUCAAGGCUGGUAGAGCUGAAACACGAGGAGGAGCUCCUCUUUCAGGACUUCUUCGCCUCUCAGACCCUCCAGGCCGUCGGACAUAACAGGCGGCAGACUCAUCUCAGUUUCAGUGAGCUCUACGUCGUGGAUCCCUUCCCCUCAUCGACCUCUCCCUCAUCUUUGGCGUUGCACUUCGAGUUGCGUCCAAGACAGGAGGAGGAAAGGGAGUACGAGCACAAACUUUCUUUCAGCGAAUCUAUCCUUCACCUGAGCCUCCUCCCGACCUCCUCCGACCUCAACUCACCACCCGACGUUGAGAGCGACGAAAGACAAGUCGAUGAUGUCACCUUAGAGCUGUCGACGGAGAAUCCGUCAAAAUUUGAUGAGGAGGAUGAUUCCCGGCCGUUCUCAGCCUCCUCCACCAUCUCAUCCAUCUCAUCCGUGGAGUCAAAGGAGGAUGUAGAGGAGGCGGUCGAGGGCGAGACGAGCAGAGUCACCAUCAGACUUGUCUUCGCAAACAAUUGCGAGUUUGUUGACAAGAGCAUGUACCUUGACACUCUGGAAGGGUUGGACAUAGCGGAUGACAUGAAACUACGAGAUUUGGCAACAAUAGAGCGCAGUGACUUGAUCCACCACGAGCUGACGGUUGAGCUGAUGUCAAGAGAUUCUGCAAAGCUUCUCAACGCCGCAAGGAUUCUUUUGUUGCAAGCCAAACACCGCUUGUCGCUCCUCCGUCAGAUGCCCAGCAUGCUGCACCUGAAAGACGCGCAGCUGCUAGCUGUGCCAGGGCUCAGGCUCGAGGUUCAGGUCCAGGAGGCUGUCAAGGGUUUCAUGUGGCUGGAUGGGAUGACGACAACCAUUCACAACUCGAGCAAGGACGGCGAGGCUACGGGACGAAUCUGCAUCCUCGAAGCUGAUACCAACCUGAUGGUCUGGCGAGACAACGAGAUCCUCGAGGAGACCGUCGGGGCUGACGUCACCCAAGGCCCUCCCUGUCAAGUGCGAACUUACGUCUUCCGGCACAAGUCGUGGCAGCUGCUCGUCACGCGGGGAGCUCUCUUGUACCUCCACGGAGAGCCAGCUGCCGUGCAGGUCCGCAAGAAAGGUGUCAAAGUCAGACUGUCCCUCCAGGCCUUCUUGCGUCUAGCGCAUGCCGACGACAGGAGCUGGUCAGCCGUCGCUCAGUCGGCAGGCAGCGAAGGCCUUGCGCGCAUGUGCCCCUGCUUUGAGUGGGAGGGACUGUGCUGGCGAUGCGCGUCCAAGGGAUCUGAGAGCCCCUUGGUGCCUCACCGGCAUCAUCCCGAGAGGAAGAUUCGGGUCCUUCAGUCUCGUCCGGACGGGAAGGAGGUCUGGAUGCCGCUGCUGGAGUUCGCCAGGGACGCGAGGCUCUCACUGCUCAGGUUCUGCAGGUCAGCUGGGGUGAGGACCAGCGUCCCUCUGAGGGCCAUGAGAGUGAAGAAGCCCGAGGAGCUGCUGGCGGGCUGGAGGAGAUCGGAGGGAGGAGGCGCAGGGUACGAGAACGAGCUGCAUGGCGUGUGGACGGCAAGAAGUCCCCAGGAGAGUUGGUCGACCCUGCACGAGGUACUCGAGGAGACGGGCCAGCCCUCUCCUCCUCCUCAUCUCAGCCUUGCCGAGGCUCAUCCAGCUGCUCGGGCGCCUGGCCUUGUGGAAUAUUCCAAGGAGUUUGACCAGCCCGCCACGAUGCUCCAGAAAACUUUCCGAGGGCACCGACAACGAGUUCUUGUGCUGGCGACCAUUCCAGAUGCAGUGAGGAUCCGCCGUCUGCUUCCUCUGUCGAGCUUGAUCGUCACACACUCGCGCCUCUCGCGGAUUUUCAAGAAGAUGAUGGGAAGGAGGAGGCGCUAG